Messenger RNA from Daphnia pulex (common water flea), 2360 nucleotides. RefSeq names its product SET and MYND domain-containing protein 4-like. NCBI's taxonomy places the organism in Eukaryota, Metazoa, Arthropoda, Branchiopoda, Diplostraca, Daphniidae. Gene Ontology annotation, molecular function: protein binding. The coding region runs from base 33 to 2231 and encodes 732 amino acids. The record is from RefSeq and is a predicted model, not a curated record. The transcript has 10 exons.
UUGGAGCUGGUUUGUUUUGAUUUCAGAAAGAAAUGUCUCGUGAACUAAGUAACUGGCAAGAACUGUUAGAUUCUUUUACCAAAACCGGCGUAAAACAAGGGAAAGUCAACAAAAUUCAUCAAAUAAAAAACAGUAAUGCCGACAGAAUUAAAGAAAUUCUACAGGAUGAGGAAUUGAGAGGGGUGUUGAUAAAAUGGAUGAAUCACCAGAUAAAGCGUGAGCAAUCCGAUGAAGCAACUAAAUAUUUUCGGGAGGUUGGAAACAGACAGUUUUCUCUCAAGGAUUACUCAUCAUGUAUAGAAACGUACACCCAAAGCAUUCUUAGUUGCCCUGAGGAAAGUGAAGUUGAAAAAAGUUUGGCCCUUGCUAAUCGUUCUGCCGCCCUAUUCCAAUUAGAGUUAUAUGAAGACUGUCUUGAAGAUAUAAAGUUGGCGAUUAAAAAAAAUUAUCCUAGUCACUUGCUGCCUAAAGUUUUAAUCAGAAAAAUGAAAUCGCUUAAAAAAUUGGGCAAAGAAGAAGAUUUACAAACAACAAUAGAAGAAUUAGAGUCUGUCAUGAAACACUUGCAAAUGACAGAGAAAGGAAAAAUCCAGUCAGAUAUUAGGUCUGUGUUGCUGGAUAACCAAGAUAAUGAGAAUGGUCCAAGGGAAGCAUUAUCAAAAAAAGAAGAUCUGGUUUUUCCUUAUUGCGGGGAAAACUCUUCUUUUAAAGGAGCAAGUUCUGCCUUGAAUAUCAGCCACUCGAAAGAAAAAGGGCGCUACGUUGUAGCUAACAGAGAUAUUAAAGCUGGAGAAACUCUUUUUGUGGAGCAACCUAAUGCGUUGGUGGUUUUGCCCGACUUCCAGACUUCUCGAUGUCAUCAUUGUACUCGUCACUCAUCAGCAAAACGAUAUCCAUGCUUGGCUUGCGGUAAAAUUUGGUUCUGCAGCGAUUCCUGCCGCCAAGAAUCAUCCUGUUACCACAAUUUUGAAUGUGGACUUGAAGCGGUACUGAACUCUGUUGGAAUUGCCCAUUUAGGAGCGAGAAUUGUUCUCUCUCAUGGACUAGAUUCAGUGUUAGCCUUUCUGAAAGAUACCGAUAAAGUGAAAAAAGUGCCUGGUAUUGAUGGGCCAUACGACACUAAGAGUUACCAGGUUAUGUUCCAUCUAGUCUCUCAUACUGAACGGAUGGCUCCUGAAGAACUUUACCAAUACGCGUUGACUGCUGCUUUCCUAACUUUGCUACUGGAACAACACUCGUCAUUUUUUCAGUCAGCCUCUCUAGAGUCUCAGUAUCUAGUUGGUGGCCUGAUUUUGGUUCACGUCUGUCAGAUGGUGAGCAAUGCCCACGCAAUUACGGAACUCUGCCUUAUAGACGAGAAUAAUGAAAGACAAGAAAGAAUUGCAACCGCCAUUUAUCCCUCUGCCAGUCUUAUGAAUCACAACUGUGAUCCGACCGUGAUCAAUAGUUUCCAAGGUAAUACGCUGAUUGUGCGAGCCAUCCGUAAUGUUCGCCAAGGAGACGAAGUAUUCAACUGUUAUGGACCACAUUAUCGCCGAAUGAGAAGGAGUGAAAGAGUAGAAGCUCUAGAAGCACAAUACUGCUUCACUUGCACCUGUGAUUCUUGCCUCGAUAAAAAUACUGAAGAUUUCCAGGACGUUAUAUAUUCAUUCUCGUGCCCGUCUUGCCAAGGAUCUCUCAUCAACCCCACCGGAAAUAAUUCAUCCGCUCAGAAUCAGAUGGCCCUAUGCAGGUCGUGCAAAACACCUCAAAGUUAUUUCACCCAGCUAAAAGCGGAUUUAGAGGCAGUGUCACUUGAUGCCAGAGGAACGGAAGCGAUGGAUCAAGGAGAUAUUAUGGGAGCAAUCAAACUGUUAACUAAGUGCGUGCAAUUACGUAGCAAAGCUUUGUUCAAAGGGCAUCCGGAUUUGGGAAAGAGCGCUGACAAGUUGGCCCAGUGUUACGCUUUUAUAGGGAAAUACGAAGAAUGCGAGAAAAUGCUACGAAUCUCUCUCACCGCCGUUGAGCAUCGCUAUGGUCGGUACAGCAUUGAAAUGGCAAACGAGCUGCAGAAAUUCACGGAUGUGUUGAUGGAGUUGGCAUCGGGCAGAAAUCAGCGUGCGCGUGAUGAGCUGGUUAAUUAUUUAGAAGAAGCAAUGCUCAUCUACCGAAUCCACUACGGUCCCUGGAGCACCAGUUACAAUGAGUUACAAUCCAAAAAAGUCCAUUUGACUUCUCUGUUGAUGAACUAAACCUCGAGUUAACUUCAUGCGAAAACAAAGUUUCUUCAAUUUAAAAAAUCAUUCGAGUUUAUAUGGAAAAUCAUGAAUGAAAUCAAACAAAAUAAAAUGCAAAUAGUACGAAGAAGGUACUUCAGAAAA